Molecule: messenger RNA, 1602 nt
Organism: Dracunculus medinensis (Guinea worm)
Lineage: Eukaryota; Metazoa; Nematoda; Chromadorea; Rhabditida; Dracunculidae
Source: the annotation of a GenBank genome assembly
AUGAAAAUUAUUGCAAGAAAUGGUAAUGUACGAAUUAAUAAAUUUCCAGGCAUGGCUGAAUUAUCCAAGAAAAUUGCUCUAACAAGAGCAAUUUUAUCGAUGAAACAAAUCUUCCAUGAUGAAUAUCGCUUCUAUCCAUUGAGCUGGUUCAUUCCAACACACCAAUCCAAGAUCUCUUGGUUUAUCGUAAAACCUGAUGAUGGCUCACAAGGUACAGGCAUUUAUUUAAUAAAUAAUCCAGAUCAGUUAAAAGACACAAACAGCAGACAAUUGGUACAAGCCUAUAUCGAUCAUCCCUAUCUUAUGAAUGAUGGCCUUAAAUUCGAUUUUCGAAUCUAUGCUGUCAUUAAAAGCAUCAAUCCGUUAUCAAUUUAUGUAGCUCGAGAAGGAAUGGCUCGUUUUUGUACAGAGAAAUAUAAUAAGCCAACGCUAUCGAGUAAUUUAUAUGCACAUUUAACAAACUAUUCGCUUAAUAAAGCAAAUGAAUCGUAUAUUCAUAGCAAUUCACUUUAUGAUCAAUUAAAAGGAAGUAAACGCCUUCUAUCGACAGUAUUUCAUCAACUUGAAGCGAAAGGUGUGAAAACAAAACGAUUGUGGCAUAACAUAAAGUUGAUUAUUGUUAAAACAAUAAUUGCUAUGGUUCCUGAAAUAAUGCUUAAUUAUGAACAUUGUUUCAGCGAUAGCUCAGGAGCGCAGUGCUUUCAAAUUAUGGGCUUCGAUAUAUUAUUGACGGAGGAAUUAGAGCCAGUACUUCUUGAAGUGAAUUCUGCACCAAGCUUAACAAUUGAUCAUUGUGUAGCAGAAGCAGAUGAAAAUACUGAUUGCCAAGAGCCAAGAGCAAGAUCUAUUGUCGAUGAGACGAUAAAAAUACCUCUUGUGCGCGAUACGUUACUUUUGGUGCUUGAUUUGAUGGAUAGAGUGUAUGGUUCCACAUAUUCAAAGUUUGUAUUUCCUGGUCGAUAUGGACUGGCUGUUGGUCAUUUAUUAUUUCUAGACAAGGCUGCCUAUUUAUUUAUGCAAUUCGUAAAUUUAAAACAUAAUAUGCUAAUUACAAUUACUGGUCUUCGCAAUUUUAUAAGGAAAUGUAAUUUGAUGGAUGUUAUUGAUGCGAAUUAUUUGCAAGCAAAAUAUUCAGAAAUUUUGAAUGAAUUCAAUGGUGAAGAUAAAUUACAUAACGAAUGCGGCUUACCAUUUCAUGGUUUCUUGAAAUUAUUAUAUUAUAUUGCUCAAUUAAAAUUUUUUAAUUAUAUAAAUUUAUUUCAACAAGUAAACAAUCUUUUAACAUAUUGCUGUUCGAGUUUACGACAUUAUGGUGUUAGAUCAGCUCGCCUUCGGCGAAUAGAAAUCGAUGAUAACGAUAAAGAAAAUUUGGUGAAGAUCUAUCUACUUCCUAUACGACUACAACAGAAGCGAUUAGGAAGAUUGGAUGCUCGUUUACGAUCCGAAAUAGAAGCUAAACGAGCUCGACAAAGAUAUGCUCGUUCACUGCCUCGUGAUUUAAAAGGAUUUCCAACAAAUAAAAAUGGUAAUUUUCCGGGAAAAUCUUUUAGAAAUAACCGAAAAGAGUUGAUUUUGCCAAAAAUACGGCAAACGUUUCAUUAA